AUGAACUAUUCUUCAGAAGAGAUAAAAAUACGAAAGGAGUUUUUGCAAUCGCAAUUAGAACUGCAGUUGCAAAUAUCAGAAAAAUUAAAUACCCAAAUUAAGGAAAUCCAGGAGGAGAUUUCUAAGGCCCAGGAGAAAAAUAUUGCUUCUCGAUUGCGGAACAACGAAUUACGAUUCGAAGAACUUUCUUUGGUCGGGAUGAACUCUUUUAACAUAGAAGAAAUGGAUAAAGUCAUCCAAAUAAUCAGCUCCACAGAGGAAGCUGAGAAAAAGACCAAAAAGCAUAACGCCAAAAUGAUGAAGGAAAUAAGUGAAGCUUAUCUGCGGGCAGCUGAUACUGUUGAACGUGAUAAGGAGCAAUUAAAAAGUGAAGUGUUCUAUAAAGAAGAUACUAUAAGAAUGGAGGAGAAUAUUGAAGCAACCAAGAAUAAAAUUGCUGAGCUCAAAGCACAUAUGGAAACAAUGAGGGGACAGUGGGGCGAAGAGCUUAAAAUGAAAGAGGAACUGUACAAUGUCCUUUGUGACAUAGAAAAGGAACAAAUUGCUCAACUAAACGAGGAUGGUACAUCGCCCGCAAAAGGAAUUGGAAACGGGGAUACCGAACCGGAUAACUCUGACAGAAUCUCAGAAGAGUUAGAUGAUGAUGAUGAAUCAACCGAGCUAAAGUUAGCAAUUGAAAGAUUGAAGAAACUAAAAAAAUCAUCGUAA
This is a messenger RNA of Hermetia illucens (black soldier fly), 708 nucleotides long. RefSeq lists its product as uncharacterized. NCBI's taxonomy places the organism in Eukaryota, Metazoa, Arthropoda, Insecta, Diptera, Stratiomyidae. The transcript has 5 exons. Bases 1 to 708 code for a protein of 235 amino acids. The record is from RefSeq and is a predicted model, not a curated record.